Molecule: messenger RNA, 5064 nt
Organism: Trichogramma pretiosum
Lineage: Eukaryota; Metazoa; Arthropoda; Insecta; Hymenoptera; Trichogrammatidae
Exons: 7
Cellular component (GO): extracellular region
Molecular function (GO): chitin binding
Source: RefSeq, a predicted model, not a curated record
UGUCUCUAAUUAAAUAAUAUUAUUGUUGCAGUCAUUCUAUCCACCCUCGAUUUCAAAUAUGGCUUCAGGCUGUGCAGCGCGGGGGAACCUGGUUACUUGGACUUUGACAAUUUGCCUGAAACCAACUUUUCGUGUCAGGGGAAGGUGAUUGGAGGAUAUUAUGCAGACGUUGAGGCAGGGUGCCAAAUGUUCCACGUUUGUACCAUCGGUCAAAAAGAUGAAAUAAUGGAUAUAAAAUUUCUCUGCUUAAAUGGGACUGUUUUCGAUCAAGAAACAAGAGUAUGCGAAAGAGUAGAUGAAGUCGAUUGUAGCAAAAGUGAACGGUUUUAUAAUCUUAAUCUUGAACUUUAUGGAAAUAAUGCUGUGCCUUUAAGCCUUCAAGAAGAAGAAGUUGAAGAGUCAUCCGAUUUUCAAGAUGACAACCAACAAAAUCAUAUGCCUCCUUCGUAUUCAAGUACAACCACUACGACAACAACUACAACUCCAAGGCCUCCUCCACCGUCUACAACAUCAGCAAAUAGUCUUUACGAUCCACAACAACUAAAUGGUUUUGCUCAGCCUUAUCAACCACGACCAAAAUUCCCCAGUCAGUCAACUCAAUCGAAUCAUUAUGAUGAUAAAAAUAAUGGCUAUCAUCAUCAAUACAUUUUCCAUAACGAUGAAAGAAGUAACAAUAACAAUCAGGCAACUUCCUUUCAAUUAUUUAGCAAUCAAGGUGUUAGUUCGACAACUUCUAGCCCUCCUGUGCAUCAGCAGGUUCGAUAUAAUUCUCCAUCCAAUUCUCAAGUAAAUCAUAAUGAGCAAUCAACAUCAGAACCACUGCAAUACCAUGUGCAAACUACAGCAUUGCCAAUUCAAACGCUCGUGAAUAAUAACGCUAAUAAUCCAUCUCAAAUCAAUCAAAUUUUUCACAAUCAUGGUAUAGCCAGUACGACUGAACACUACGAUCCUCAUAACAGUAAUAAUCAUGACAUCGAUGAUGAUUAUGAGGACAGUUUGGAGCAAGAAGAAGAAGACAGAACUGAAAGAAGACGCUUGGAGCCGUUGCAAUCAACCAGUCAAGGAAAGGUUUCAAAGUUGAUGAUACCUUCGGUACAGCAACAAGAAAAUCGUCCAUCGAAUCAACAGGAACAGCAACAUCAGCAUCAACAACAGCAACAGAGAUUAUCCGUCAACUAUUUGCCGAGUUCAAAUUCUCAACAGACGACGAUAAGUGGAUUUUACCCAACUCAACGAUCAAUAUCAGGAAAAUCACCAAAAGUGCAAAAUCCAAACCAACAAGUAACACAACACAUUCAUAUUCCACCAUCACCAUCCAUACCUCAGUUAAAAUCACAUCAAAUAACGAUAAAUCUUCCUCCACCUCCAGACAUUCAACGGAUUGUACAAAACCCAUCACCCUUAUUACCAUCACAGUCGCGGGUAAUUGUAACGGCGAAGGCAAGUGUUAGUGAUGAGUCGGGUCGCCCUUUGAAUACCAGCGAAUUGAUAACUCUACCUAUACCUACAGUACCUUCAAACUACGACGAUUAUAAGGAAGGCGACGAAUCAUUCGAUCCUUUUUAUCGUGAUGUGCCGAAAGUUCGUGAUGAUCGUCGCAUAUUGGUAAGUAGACGAGCUGAGCAAAAUGAACGGCAUUUUAGACAGAGACGCUCAAUUGCUCGAACAGCUAAAGUUAAUAAUAACUCUUCAGAUGAAGUUAUCUUUAAUGCAGAAAUUCGAGAUUUUACCGAUCUCAAAGCUAAUCUACCGAUUAUCAAAGCCAUUUUGUUUGGAGAACCAUUGCCCGAACAAGAUCAUGAUGACGACCGGAAGAAAAUUGAUUCUGAUUCAGAGUAUUCUGAUAAAAACUUGAAUCAUUCUAAACUCGAAUAUGAUACUGAAGUCGAUUACGAUUUUGAAGAUUCCGAUCAGAUCGGUGUUGAUGAAACCGAAAAAGAAUCUCAAAAUAGUGAUAACUCGGAAAAUAUCAAAGAAAACAAAAGACCAAGGUAUCACACAAUUCCUGAAACAACAACAACGACAGGGAGAAUAGUAAUUCCAAGUAGAAUCCAAGGUGAAAAUUUACGUUUUGUUACAAAUCGACAUAAGUAUAUUCAAUUACCGAAUGUGUCAACUAAUCGUCCAGAAUCCAUGAAUCCAGUAAUUUUAAAACCUGAAAAAAUAGAUUCAAACCCAAAAGAAACAAUUCAACUAUAUUUGCAUUCAAAAAAUCGUAAUAAUUCUUCAAUGAAUAGACACAGUUUUCAAAUGAAAAAGGGCAAUUCCACAAGCAGAACUAAUGAUAUUAAUAGCAAAGACCAGGUUAAGGAAUUUGAAUCGACAACUACGAAAACGACUUUCACAACAACCACUCAACAAGCAUCAGAAUAUGAAGAAGAUAUCGUACAACCACAUCAACCUAAAAAAAGUAGUCAUAGCAGUAAUUCAAGACCAUUAAGGUAUUAUGAUGAUGAUGAAUACGAUGUGAAUGAAAGAACUGAAUAUAAUCCCAGGUCGAGAUCAAAUAGAUUAAGACAAAGAUCAAAAGAUAGACGUAAUUAUAGAAAUGAUUAUGAUGAUGAUCUGGAUGAAAGGACAGGUUACGAUGUUGAUUACAUGAGGCCUCGUCAAAGUCACUCUCGGAGACGUCCUCAAGAUCGAAGAACAACGUACAGAAAUUACCCACGGCAAUACGAGUAUGACGAUGAAAAUAAUGAAGAAAUCGAUAAAUCAAGACUACGUGUAAAUGAAGAUACUUCUGAAAUUCGUGAAAAUACCCGUUCAUAUCACAGAAAUCAUGCAGAUGAGAGAAGAAGAAAUCCAGCGCCAAUUAACAGAAAAAAUGGGCGAAAACGACCUAUAGCUACAGAUCAUUCAGAUCUUCUUAAUAAUACAAAGUCUUCCGGAACCGAAAUUAUCGAAGAGCUGUAUACGACUGAAUCAGUAGAAAUUUCUCAGCCCACUGUGUCGAAUAAAAAUGGUAAAAUAUAUAUAAAUCAGCGACGGCGAGGAAGUGAACCAAGAGAUCGCAUGAAAGAAUAUUAUGAUUAUCCCAGAGAAAGGUACGUUCCAGACUUUACUGAUCUCGAAGAAGAUGAAUACGCUGAUUACGCUGAUGAGCACGAUCGAAUAAGCAAAUCUAGAAUAAAUAAUCGAAAAAGUAGAAAUAGAUAUGACGAAGAUCGAGGAACUACUUCGAGAAAAAAAUCAUACAGGCGAGAUGAAAAUGAUCGUUAUGAAGAUGAAUCAGAUGACAAGAUUUCUUACGAAACCAUAGAUACAACGACAAUGAAACUAGCAAAAUCUGAUAUUGGAUCAGAAGACGAUACCACAGAUUAUACAGAAAAUCCAACAGUAUCCAAAGAUUAUGAUGAUUAUGAGUUCAAGACGACCCCGAAAUUUGACGAUGAAAAAAUUACUACGGAAUCGCCUGUGACUUCAGGUAUUUUAAAAUACACCAAUGAAAUGCCUCGAGCUGAAAUUAACGACGAAAAAGAUGACAUCGGCCUAAAAGAUAUCAUAAAUUCAAAUCAAGAGGACUAUGUAGAUGAUAACUAUGAGCCCGAAAGUUAUACUGAAAAUCUUGCUAAAGAUUCACCAUCAGAAAAGCAUGAAAAAGAAAUAGAAAAAGCUAAAGCACAACCAAAAAUCAUAAGUAGAGAAAAUGAAAAUCGUUCUCCUAUAAAAUCAAACCAAGAUAAAAUCAUACAACUCAGAACUACGACACAAAAAAGUAAAAUUCAAGACCCUGAAGAUAUCAUUAAUGAAGAAUAUGACGAUGAUUAUGAAGAUAAUUUAGAAACUACGAUAAAACCAAUCAUUGAAGAUGGAAAUUCGAAGAAAAUUCUGGCACAUAUUACAACAACGCCCUCGAGUUUCAAGUCUCCUGCUCCAGUCACGAUGUUGACAACAAUCAAAUCUUUGACAACUUUGGAACCGCUCACAUCUACAUCACCAUCAACUUCAACACCAAAACCCUCUACAACAUCGACUUUGACUCCGAUGACAAUUUCAACCACUUCGGAAUCUACAACAACAAUUGUCUCAGAAAUAUCGUCGACAACUACCGAUGCAACAAAAAGUUCAGCAAAAUUAUUAAAUAGUCCAAGAUAUAUUUCCACAACUACAUCUACGGUUCCGACUAGCACAUUAUCAGCACGAAAAUUGCAGUUUAAUCCAACAAGAAGUACAUCAAAAUUAUACAGAUCAAAACCUACUAUGAGAUAUUUCAAGCCAACUAUUUCAAGAAAAAAUUAUACAUUUAAGGCCCCUACAACACCAAAGGUAGUAGCAUUAAGAAGACAAUUAUCAAUAGGUUCUAAAUCGACCAAAGCACCCGUUAUAAGUGAGCUUCCGGGGAAAUCAUUGAUCCGAAGAUUACCUCUAUUGUCUAGAACUACUACAACAACAUCAAAAGCUAUCACUAUUGAAGAAGAAAGUAUUAUUUCAACUGAAUACGAAGGCGAGGAGAAUAAAAAAGGUUUCAAAAAAUCAGGAUCUUCCCCAGUUGUUCCUGGCAUUCCUGCAAUUCCAACAACUGUCAAAGAAGAAGACAGCGAACCGCACAGAAAUUUUGUUCCAACACUGCCAUCGAAUCAAUACCAAAAUUUGACGCAAUCAAGUAAUGACAGUAUUCAAUCAAGUUCUAUGCAGCAGAAUUCGAAUGCAAAUGAAUCAAACAACGUUCCUCAAGAUGCAAUCAACUCACAGCUUAUCGAAUCUACGGCGGCAAAACCAAUUUUAUCAUCUUUAGGAACAAAAAUACUUCAGACUAGUUCAACAACUCCAAGAUCCUUCAGACGUCUCACUAGAAGAAGAAAAGUACCGAACAGAGCUCAUGAUCAAACUAGCAGUACAACUUCUAAGCCCUUGCCUGGUUUUAACUGUUUAGAUAAAGAAAUGUAUCGAUUUUAUAAGGACGAAAGAGAUUGCCGCUUGUUUCAUUAUUGUUCUCCCGGGUUUACACCCCAACAAGUCUUAGACUUUAGGUUUGUGUGUGAAGACGGCACUAUAUUCGAUGAAGAACUCCAGAAGUGUCAUCUUGAUGUAAAUAAUCCUAAAUGUAUGAGGAGGGCAUGGUAA